UGAGAUACAAUCCGGAUGUAAUCUGGAAUAAGAUUAAUAAGAGUCUCAUUAUAAACUCUUUUGAAUCACUGUGGAAGAAGAAAGUACAUAGCCUAUAGACGACCGAUGAGAACCUGCAGUGUCAUUUAAAAUCUCAGGCAGGCCUUUAACCAGCAAUCUAGGCCUUAUUGAUGACAGGUGAUUUGUUGAUGCAGGUGAUAUUUGUGUUUUGGGGAUAUCUUCAAUUCAUUAGGCAUAUAAAAUCUCUUUGGGAUUAAAUAGCCUAAUGUACUGUUCUUUAAUCUUCAGGUUAGAUACCCUCAUCCCCAUACGCGACAUAGUUGCAUAGACUUCCUUUUUAUAGCUAGAUUGUUUUUUUUUAAUCCAUUUACCUGUACAGUCAUUAUUCUUGUAUACUUCUUGCAUUUAUAUUGUCCAGUGUGAAGCACUUUACGCUGCUCGUGCAUAUCUUCGCACGAUUGGAUAUCACUGCAGACCGAUCAGGUAUUUGAUAAUGUUAGGGCUGACAGUACAUGGCUAAAUGGCUAAAUGUGUUUCUCAGACAGGAGUCAGUCAUGACAUCACGUGCAGGCCCGAGAGCUGCUGGAACUGAUGGGAGUGACUUCAAGCAACGAGAGAAAGUGGCUCCUCAGUAUCAGAUGAGUGCUUCCUUAAAGUCUGAGAUCAAGAAGCUGACCAUUGUGCAUCUCGUAAUAUGGUUACUAAUAGCCUCCCAGGUGACAAUCGCCCAUUUCAAGCUGUACUCCCAUGAUGUGGUGGCCAUGCCCUAUCAGUGGGAGUACCCAUACCUCCUCAGCCUGCUGCCCUCGCUGCUAUCUAGCUUGGCUAUGCCCAGGAACAACAUCAGCUACCUGGUUAUCUCCAUGAUCAGCGCUGGCCUAUUUUCUGUGGCUCCGCUAAUCUUCGGUGCCAUGGAGAUGUUCCCUGUAGCACAGCAGCUGUACCGACACGGCAAGGCUUACCGAUUUAUCUUUGGUUUCUCGGCGGUGUCAGUGAUGUACCUGCUGAUGGUGAUCGCCAUUCAGGUGCAUGCGGGGCAAAUUUACUACAGCAAGAAGCUACUGGAUGCCUGGUUUGACUCCACACAGGAAAAAAAGAAAAAAUAAAGACGCAGUUAAUGAAGAACUGGUUACAGGUCAUGCUGUUGUGCAUGACUCACCGUUUAUUUUCAACAUGCAUGGAAUUAUCCAAAAAGGAAUAAAUGCACAUCUCAGAUCAAAUGGACAUACAUGCAACUGGGCUCUGUUUAUUUACACUUUAUUCUUUAUGCCGUGGCUACCAUCACAAUAUAUGUAGACAGAUUUACAUCUGACAGGACGUUACAAAUGAUGUUUCUAUCGCAUGAAAGACCUCUGAGAGUCUGCUGAGGUGUGUACUGUAAUUUAUCUACUGUAUAGGCACACAUUGUUUUAUUAUACCGUUUUAACUGCUUUUUAAUUAACUGGUCUUUUAAUGCUCUGGCAUUAAAAUGUUUAAAAUAGUCACUGUAUUGUGUUUCAAACUACUGAUACGAUCAGAUCGUGUGUAUAUGUAGAUCAUUUAACAUUUAAACAUAAUUAAAGUUCAUUGCUUU
Messenger RNA from Ictalurus furcatus (blue catfish), 1573 nucleotides. RefSeq names its product jagunal homolog 1a (gene jagn1a). NCBI's taxonomy places the organism in Eukaryota, Metazoa, Chordata, Actinopteri, Siluriformes, Ictaluridae. The transcript is spliced from 2 exons. Gene Ontology annotation, biological process: vesicle-mediated transport; endoplasmic reticulum organization; granulocyte colony-stimulating factor signaling pathway. The record is from RefSeq and is a predicted model, not a curated record. Bases 513 to 1106 code for a protein of 197 amino acids. Gene Ontology annotation, cellular component: endoplasmic reticulum membrane.